AUGGCGACCUUCUUCGGUGAGGUGGUGGUGGCACCGUCCCGGGCCGGCCUGGACGAGGAGGAGGAGGCGCGGGAGGAGACGCCCGAGGACCGCGAGAUCCGCAGGGAGAUCGAGAAGAAAAGGGAGAUCGAUGUCGUGUGGACCUGGCGGCCGGGCGGCUGUGCCGAGGAGCCCUUGGUGUGCUCCAGGUUCAUCGUGGCCAUCGGAAGGAACGCUGCGGCUUUCCUGUCAUCUUUUAUCCUGGAUUCCGUGUGCUGGGAGGUGGUUGGAGUUGUGAAGCUGUGGAAUGAGUGGUGCAGAACAUCCAGCACCACAAAUGUGCUCCCUACAGAUUCCUUCUGUUUGUUCUACAGACUGAUAUCAGAUCCCACUGUUUUAUUGUGCCAGUGUAGUUGCUAUGUGGCUGAGGAUCAACAGUUCCAGUGGCUUGAGAAGGUUUUUGGCUCCAUGCAGAAGAAAGGCUUGCAAGUAACCAUCCUUUCCACGUGUCCUGUUGCUGAUUAUAAAACUCAGGAAUCUACUCUGACACUUGUAUCUCCAUUCCUGAAAGCCUUGAAGACCAAAGAAUUCCAGGAGCAGGUCUGCUGCCCGCUGCUGGAGCAGCCCAACAUUGUGAGGGACCUUCCUGCUGCUGUUUUGAGUUACUGCCAGGUGUGGCAGAUCCCUGCAGUGCUCUAUCAGUGUUACACUGAUGUCAUCAAGCUGGACACGGUUACCAUUGAAGCCUUCAAGCCCCUGCUUUCUUCUAAAGUCCUGAAGAGUUUAGCCAAGGAUGCCUCUGAAAGCACCAAGAUUUUGAAGAAGUUCUUGACAACCAGUGAAACUCACAGUAAUAUCUACAUCUGACAAGGACAGUUCUGCACUUCUGUAAACUCCAGUUUCUUCUCUAGAGGACUUUUGGAAUUAUUUUUUUCCCUUAAAAGCAGAAUAAAUACGAGUAGAUUUUUACUUUUCCA
This is a messenger RNA of Cinclus cinclus, 956 nucleotides long. It is a transcript of the gene PSMG1, whose product is annotated as proteasome assembly chaperone 1. Gene Ontology annotation, molecular function: proteasome binding. Gene Ontology annotation, cellular component: endoplasmic reticulum. The record is from RefSeq and is a predicted model, not a curated record. The transcript is spliced from 7 exons. The coding region runs from base 1 to 846 and encodes 281 amino acids. Gene Ontology annotation, biological process: proteasome core complex assembly. Lineage: Eukaryota; Metazoa; Chordata; Aves; Passeriformes; Cinclidae.